GAAACCAAUUGUGUAAACUAAGACAGCACCUUAAGGUAGCAUGGCCCUUGCAUGUGUCACCAUGUCAAUUGAUUAAUCCUCGCACCAAGUGUGAAUCCAAAAACCCAAAUCCCAAAUACCAACACCCCCACACCAUAAUUGAGCACCUUCACAUGAACAAACCAACCUUACAACUCAUCAAAAUCCUCAACCACAGUUCAUCCCCUCUUCCCCAUUAUGUAUUGCACCACAUUUUUUUAGCAUUAACACCUGCCUCCAAACCAAGCAUGUGCCGACAAAUUGCACCGAAACCAGUCCCAACGCCCACUAUUUCUAUCAUCUCUCUGUUUCCUAACUGAACACCGCUCACUCUGUUUUGCUCCAAAUGACUCUGUUUUUGCCAUUAGGCUUCCCUUCUAAGCACCCUUGUCCCAACAAUGCUUCCACCCUAAGAAAACCAACAACUUCCCAUAACCAAUUGAAAGAAAUACAUUUUCCCAAUAACCCCUUUGAAGCACAUGUUCUAAGCACUACCACAAACCAUAUUCUCCAUCUCCCUUCCUCUGUCUCCCUCUUUCUCUUUCUCUGUCACUCACCCCUGAAUACAUAGAUGACUGAUGCAAAUGCUGAUUCGUUUGAGGCAUUUCUCCAAGGGUGGAGGGUGCGCCAAAGAGGCUACCUUGAUGAGCUUCUCUCAGCUCAGCAACACUAUCACGAGCUGCAGGAUGAUGAUGUGAAGCAAUUGAUCAACAGGGUCGUCUGCCACUAUGGACAAUACUUUGAAGAGAAAUCAAAGAUUGCCCACCAAAAUGUUCUUCUUGUUUUCUCACCACCAUGGUUCAGUUCAUUGGAAAGAACCUUUCUUUGGGUUGGGGGGUUCAAACCUGGAGUGGCCUUUCAGGUUGUGAACGCAGCUUUGGAGGUUUUGUCAGAAGAGCAAAAGGAGAGGCUGAGUUUGCUCAACCAAGAGACCAAGGUGAAGGAGAGAGCCCUCAAUGAUGAGUUGGCCAAGCUUCAUGAGAGUGUGGCAGCUCCACCGCUGGUGGACAUGGCCAGGAGCCAUGGUAGGGUGUGUUUCAGUAGGUCCUUCAUGGCAGAGGGGGGUUCUUCCGUUCCAAGCACUUUCAGAGAGACAUUGGAGAAUCUGGUGGCAAAUGCAGAUGCUUUGAGGACAAACACAUCUUUGAAGAUUUUCCAGAUACUGAGACCUUCUCAGCUUGUUUCAUUCUUGGUUGCUGUGGCUGAGCUUCAGAUCAGGAUUGGGUCUUGGGGUUUGGACAAGGAUGCCCUGAAUGGAGGCCAAGGGUGAAAGUCAAUCAACGGGAAUUUGAAGGCUUUUUUAUGUAAGUUGCUUUCAGUUUUUGUCUUUUUUGGGAACUGGUUUGAGUUGGAGGAUGGAUACAUAGGCAUUUAGCCUUUUAGCAUCUUGAUGAUGGAUGGUGUGCAUUGGGCAGUGAGCAUGUUCACUGCCUGUAAUGUUGUUUCUCUCUACCUGGUUUGGUGGGCAUUGAACAAUGAUGAACAAAACAAGGCCAUGCAAUGCAUACUUUUAUCUAGAGGCUAAAAGCACCAAUAUAUUUCUACCUCUUGAGAUAGAGGCAAGUACUCCAGGUUCUCUCUACUCAAGCAGCUACCCCAGAUUUCAAUUGGUUGCUAUAUUUACCAUAGUAAGUAGGUAGUAGAUACCUAAGGAUUAUUUAUUUUUCUUUUUUUUUUUUGUGAUAUUAAGACAUGUUUUCUAAUUUCUAGUGAAGAACUUGGAUGGAUGUAUAGGAUGUGGUACCUUGAAAAUUACUUUUCAACGUCCCACUCACUUUGACAUUGCAUCAAAGUAAGUUUCUCCCUAAGGGGUCUUUUUGGUCCUUUCCUCAACACAAUGCCUAAUGCUAAAGCAGCAGUUUCAAAGUUCAAACAUUCAGCAUCUACAAGUUAUCAGAAGUGAAAGAGUGGAUAUGGAGUGGAAGAAUAUCCCAAGAUCAUUAAUUUUCAUUUCCCUUCUUUGUUAUUCACACAUUUGUAUGAUUAUUUAAUGCUAAUGAAUUGUUAUUUAAUUCAUUAUUA
Glycine soja is the source of this 2040-nucleotide messenger RNA. RefSeq names its product transcription factor TGA2.3-like. Gene Ontology annotation, biological process: DNA-templated transcription. The transcript has a single exon. The record is from RefSeq and is a predicted model, not a curated record. NCBI's taxonomy places the organism in Eukaryota, Viridiplantae, Streptophyta, Magnoliopsida, Fabales, Fabaceae. The coding region runs from base 590 to 1288 and encodes 232 amino acids. Gene Ontology annotation, molecular function: sequence-specific DNA binding.